Molecule: messenger RNA, 2808 nt
Organism: Haliotis rufescens (red abalone)
Lineage: Eukaryota; Metazoa; Mollusca; Gastropoda; Lepetellida; Haliotidae
Product: prolyl 4-hydroxylase subunit alpha-2-like
Exons: 13
Coding region: 48-1589 (513 amino acids)
Cellular component (GO): endoplasmic reticulum
Molecular function (GO): protein binding; procollagen-proline 4-dioxygenase activity
Source: RefSeq, a predicted model, not a curated record
UGCCAACAUCUGAUACCUUACGUUCCAGCAUAGAGACAUAACCAGAAAUGGCGUCGACAUUGAGGUGUUUGCUGGUUGUGUUUGCCCUCGGGGCUGUCUGUUGUGCAAACAGGGGCAAAUUUACUUCUAUGUCAAAUUUGGAAAAGCUUUUUUACAUCGAAUCUGAAGUUAUAGCGCUCUCUGACGUAUUUCUUCGUGAGGAACAUUUCGCCCACCAAGGCGAGGACCCCCAUAACCUCGGAGGAAUGAAAAAAACCGUGGAGAAGAACAAGGUGAUUCACCGGAACAUCUCGAAUAUGAGCGAGUACCUGAGCCACCCAAUCAAUGUGUUCCAUCUGACGAGGCGCCUCUGCAGAGAGUGGAAGUCCACGCUACAGAUCAUAUGGACCGGAGAGCCGUGUCAGAAAUGGAAUAUCCCCCAGCUGAAGGCUAGAUUGGCCAAUAUCAACAACAAUAUGCCGACCAGAGACGACCUGAUGCGAGUUGCCCUUGGCAUCGCCCACAUCCAGUACACAGAGAACAUGACUUUUGAUGACAUCUACGCCGGGGUCAUCAGAGGCCGGAAGUCCCUGCAACCAGUGAUCAUUGAAGACCUCAUAGAUUUGGCCUGGGGGGCGUUCAGCGGGGGUCAGUUCCUGUUCACGACGAACGUUGUAGAGCGAGUCCUUAAAGAAUGCAAGAAAAACCCCGGGAGCGAGUACUGCAAUUCACCGAAGGCGUUCAAGAUAGCUGCAUCGUCAUACUAUGAGAUGAAUAAACUGGAAGAGGCAGUUCAAAUGAUAGACAAAGUUCUUUCAAUGGAUCCAGAAGACAAAGGUGCCCUAAGAAGCCGUCGGUUUUACGCAGGGAGGCUGAGGAGCAAGUCCAGGGGCAAGGAGGUCCUCUUCGGCGCCCGGAACGUCAAAUACUACGAGACUUGCAGGGGAGAGAGGAGGAAGAGCUCCGCCCAGAUGUCCCGCCUACACUGUGUCCUGCUCCCCACCCGUUACUUCCUGGUGUUUGAGAAGGCAGAGUACCAUCACAUGGAUCCACCCAUUGUGGAAUUCCACUCAACCAUACAGCCGCAGUUCCUCAAAGUAAUGAAGAGAAUUGCAACAAAAGCCUACCGCGAGAUGGCAACGAGGAACCUCUACCAGUCCCCGGACUUCACGUUUCGGCCGCUCCCUACGUAUGCAUAUAAACAGUAUGCUUCAAGAUUCAUGCACCUCAAGUCUCCGCUAACAUGGCCCUUUGUGGAGGGAAGCGUCGAGAUCCGACAGAUCAGCCUGGAAGGCAUGUAUUUCAGGCCUAAAGAUCGAGAAAACUUGCCGAAUCUUGGCUCCCACGUUGGGUCUUUCUUUACCUUUCUGGACGACGAAUACAACGGCGGGGAAUUUGUAUUUCCUAAAUACAAGCUAAAGAUAACUCCCAACAUUGGCAAUACUAUAUUCUUCUUCCCGACUAGAAGCACACUGAACAUCUGUCCCGUAUCUUAUGGAGUCCAAUGGCUUGCGGUUCAGUCACUAUUCGAGAAGAAAGUGAAGGGCUUGUGUCGCCUUUAUGACCAGAACAUGUGGGAUAAGGACGGCAAAUGGAAGUUGGCGUAUUAACUCGGACUGGCUUGGCUUCCUGACUUCAUCAUUGCAGAGGGUGUUGUUCACACCACGCAUCAGUCACCCUCGUACUCGACACAUUCAUUCUAAGCCCAUCCCAGUGUAAGAGUGGCUGAUCUUAUGCUGGUAUAUUCUUCACAUUGUGGGGAAGUGGACCAGGGUGCCGUUGUACAAAGCGAUCUUAGCGCUAAGGUGAUCGUAACUCCCAUAUCUUAACAUAGACUUACGACAGACGUAGCGCUAAGUUUGUUUUGUAUAACGGCACCCCUGUGUUUUAUAUGUACAUGUACCCUGUGACAAGAUGUGUGUGUGUGUGUGUGUGAGAGAGAGAGAGGGAGAGUGUUGCUGAUAGAAUUUAAAGUCAGUAGUCUCUUAACUCUUAACUUAAGUUCAACAGUUCAUUUUGUGUCCAUAUUAAUUGUCUUUAUGUCCUUCUGCAAUAAGAUAAAUAAGGACAAACUUGUGUUAAAAUUGACAUUGACACGCGUAGGCUUGGCAUAGGUUUCAACGCUACUCGGAGCCGUGAGUACUUAAUCAGGCAUAUCUACUUACUUACUUACUUACUUACUUAGUACUUAUCUCGACUCGUUUGUUUCUGUAUUAUCUAUGGCCAUGCUUAUCUCCUAGUCCAUUGAAAUAUUAGCUGACACAAAAAGUUAGUUUGACGGAGUAUCGUAUCAAGCUUCCGGUUCAUCCACUGUUUUCGGUGGUUUAUGAAGUGUCACAUCUGGACGCUUUGUCUUUGGACGAUCGACCAUUUGAUAUUCUUUUGGAGGGUGAGUGUGUUUGGCCGGGAGAGGAGGUGUGUGUGUGUGGGGGGGGGGGGGGGGGGGGGGCGUGAUGUCUCGGAUUUUGUAUUGAAACCAGAUAUUCUUUUUUAGCUACAACUGCAGAACUAGGUAUUUUUACAAUCACAACUAUGGGCAUUUCAACAAUGUUAUUUCUGUGGUAGACAAUCUUUUAAAAACGAUAUGUUUUUAAGAAUUUCAGUGACAAUUAAUUUUUUUCGAUAAGAUCCAAGGCCCCCCCAGAAUAUCGAAUGGUUGACCCCUAAUUGGUGUUUGCCGUAUGAAUAAAAACUGAUGAUUUGAAAUGUGCCUCCGUAGGAGCUUUGCGUCAUACGUAAAACUGAACCAAGGUUCAUGUGUUCUAGAUUAUGGAAACAAGAGCUGCGUGUUGUGUAUAAAUAUGAUAAAAUAAACCUUACUCAAACAUU